This is a messenger RNA of Drosophila novamexicana, 1340 nucleotides long. RefSeq names its product T-box transcription factor TBX6 (gene Doc1). The transcript has 5 exons. Bases 92 to 1252 code for a protein of 386 amino acids. Gene Ontology annotation, molecular function: RNA polymerase II cis-regulatory region sequence-specific DNA binding; DNA-binding transcription factor activity, RNA polymerase II-specific. Gene Ontology annotation, cellular component: nucleus. Lineage: Eukaryota; Metazoa; Arthropoda; Insecta; Diptera; Drosophilidae. Gene Ontology annotation, biological process: regulation of transcription by RNA polymerase II; heart development; cell fate specification. The record is from RefSeq and is a predicted model, not a curated record.
AGCGCAGAAAUAAUAUAAAAACAGUUACCAAGUGAAGUGUAAUACAAGUGUACCAAAUUUUUAAGACUUUCCUUAAAUCGAACUUUUCACAAUGUUGUCCAUGCACGAUUUAAUGGAUAUGCGCAUGCAGCAGCAAUUGGCCCAUGAGCUGUACCGUCAACAGAUCAUGCAACGCAUACCAGAUCCCUUUCCGGCCAUGCUGCCCCUGCAUAUGGCUCAGCCGCAGCCGCAAAUGAUGAUGCCCAGCCGGCCGAUGUUGCCGGGCGUGGAGGCCAAACUGGAGAACAACGAAUUGUGGCAGCAGUUCCAUCAGAUUGGAACCGAAAUGAUCAUCACCAAAAGCGGCAGACGCAUGUUUCCCUCGAUGCGCGUUUCGCUGAGCGGCCUGGAGGAGGAGGCCAGCUACUGCGUCCUCCUGGAAAUGGUGCCAAUCGGCGACUGCCGCUACAAGUUCUCCGGCUCGCAGUGGGUGCCAGCUGGCGGGGCCGAGCCGCAGAGUCCGCAGCGCAUGUACCUCCAUCCGGAUAGCCCGGCAACGGGCGCACACUGGCAAUCGCAGGCGCUGCUCUUCAACAAGGUCAAGCUGACGAACAACACACUCGACAGCAACGGACAUAUUGUGCUGGCCAGCAUGCACAAGUACCAGCCACGUCUCCAUAUCAUUCGCAGCAGCGAGCUCACCCAACUGCCCUGGGCGCCGCAGCAGGCGUUUGUCUUUCCGGAAACGGAGUUUGUCGCCGUAACUGCCUAUCAGAACGAUCGUAUUACAAAGCUGAAGAUUGACAACAAUCCAUUUGCCAAGGGCUUCCGCGAGACCGGACAGUCGCGCUGCAAGCGCAAGCUGAACAGCAGCUCCAACUCGAAUGCCGACUCCGAAGAUGAUGGCUCCAGCGUGAGCAGCUGCGAUUCGCCACAAGCCAAGCGCCAGCGCACCGACUUUGAGCAGGACUCGCAGCGCAGUCUGUCGCCGGCAUACUAUGCGGCCGCCGCGAGCACAGCCCAUCCGUACCGUCAUGCACUUGGCUACGCGCCCGGCGCAGCUUUGUUGCAGGCGGCUUACUUUGCUGCAGUGCCUCCGAUGGCUUCCCUGCCUGCUAGCUUAGCAGCGGCUGCUCCGGCGGAGCCAGCAGUGUCCACUUCAUCCACAUCGACUGCGUCAUCGUCUGCUCCCAGCACGCCAGCUAGCUCACCGCCCACGACGACUUCUACGAAACGCAACAGUUUCAGCAUCUCGGCCAUUUUGGCCUAUUAAGCGCAGCUUUUCUGGUUGUCGUCCACUUCGAAGCUUUUGUUGUGAUCACGGUGUGCAGUAUAUAGUCUAUAAGUUGUAAUUUGUUAAU